AUGGCCAUUAGGAUGGUCGACCAUAAAUCGGAUGACUUUGAGUCGUUUCCAGCACUGUUAGGCCAGGCGGAUACGAAGACACCGCCCCGCGUAAGGAAGAAGAAGAAGAGCGUUUUACAGCAAGAUUUUGACGACGUGGACGGAGAGAUGUCGAUGGAGCUGGACGACAGUGGCUUAGUGGACACUGGGAGUGCGAAUGCAUAUUUUGCGAAUGCGCGGCACCUUGUGCCGCCUUCUAGCAUCGCCCGUGCGGGCUCGUCGUCCCGUCCCGUCCCCCGCGUCUCCGAAUUCGAUUUCGACAGUAUCCCCUCCCCUCGCCCCCGCUCGUCCACCUCACACGCCAGACGAUCUUCCGUCCACAAUGGAUCAUCUGCGGGACCGUCGCAUUUAUCGCAUUCGACAACUGCAGAGUAUGAUGAUGAUGUGCUGAUGGCCGAUGAUCUGGGCGAUGACGAUGACGACGACGACGGCGAUUUCGGCGGUGGCUUUCAACCGUUUGACGAGCCGCCGCUGGCCAAUGGUCGUCGCGAGUCUCAUGUGUCCCCGGUCACCCCAAGGCGCACAAGUUUUACUCAGAUUGGCCGGGAAAGCUACGAAGACGAGGAUGAGAAUAUGGAUCUUGAGGACCUGCCGAUUGCCGCAUCAAAUCGCUCGUCAGUCAAGGGUAAAGGCCGUGCUGUCGAUGACAAUGAAGAUGAAUUGAAUCUGGUCGAGAAUGAUAUCGAGGAAGGUUUGGAUGAUAUCGAGAACCAGCAUUUCUCUGACGAGCAGGAGCCGGAACAUGAGGACGAGCCAGAACAGGGGCCAGGUCCUUCGAAGAAGAUGAAGAAAUCAAAGAACGAGCAGCCAAAGAAACCUCGGGAACGAAAGAAGAAAGAAAUCAUCCCAAUAGCGCCUUCCCCAGAGAAUACAACUGGCUUACGGCGCGGCACACGCAUGCGAUACGCGCCUCUUGAAUGGUGGCGCCAAGAGAAGGUUGUUUACGGACGGCGAGACGGUGGCAAAUCGUUCGUGCCAUCGAUCAAGGAGAUCUUACGGUAUCCCAAAGAGCCUCCAAAACCUCUCGGUAUCGCAGGCAAGAAGUACAAGCGAUCCUCUGCGCCACGAAGUAAAAGCAAGACGGUCGAUGAAGAUGCUGUUCUGGUGUACAAUCCCGAAGAGGGCUGGGAUAGCGGAACUAAGGAAUUCGGUGUUAUCAGGGAUUACAUCACCGGCCAGGAAAUCACUAGGCGGGUUGCCUAUCCGUCACAUCGUCUUUUGUACAAGACUGCGAUGAGCAAGGAAUUCUACUUCCAGAAGAUCUUCAGCGAUUCGGAAUAUGCCGCCGCUGGCCAGUUGAUGAUCCCUGCAAAAGGGCACAAACCGAGCAAAACGACGAACGACAAUACCUACAUAUUCUACGUCAUUGAGGGUGCUGUCACGUUCAAAGUACACGAGUCGUCCUAUAUUCUGUGCUCUGGAGGUUCAAUCAUGGUUCCGCGAGGAAACACCUACUUCAUCGAGAACAUCUCGGAUCGGGAGGCAAGGCUGUUCUUCGCGCAGGCGCGGCGUGUUACCGUGGAUGAUGAAGCUUUCCCGACAGUGCAGUCGCCCCCGCCUGCGUUGAGGCGUUCGAGCAGCGUCGGUGGAUCGACCUCAGCACGACGAUCGACGAGUGGGGGACCAGGAAAGAAGAAGAGGAGGGCCUCGUCGCCUCAGCCAUGAACCGGUCGCUCAAGGCACUUGGCUGACAAUCCGCCUGCCUCCUGGUAAGUCUCUUCCAUAUUUGUCUGGGUGUCUGUCAUUAUUAUGUGUAUUUCUCCAAUCCAUAUUGUUGACACUUCGGUUUAUGCUUAUUUAUAUCUGACGUGAGGUUCGGAUAAGUGGGGUAGAUUCGCACUUCACCAAGGUAGCGUAUCUUGAGGAUUCCCCCCUUCUGUAGUAUUAGUUCCAAUCAUGCUUAUAUCACUAUCUUGUAGGCUAAGGCCAAAUUCAACAGUCCGCUUUCUCUUCCACUUUCCAUCGCGCAGUAGAAGUUUUGGAAGGCCGUUGAUCGGCUUAAGAUUUCCUUCUCAAUAAAUAAUUUUUCAGUCUUGGU
Heterobasidion irregulare TC 32-1 is the source of this 2077-nucleotide messenger RNA. RefSeq lists its product as uncharacterized. The record is from RefSeq and is a predicted model, not a curated record. Gene Ontology annotation, biological process: spindle attachment to meiosis I kinetochore; kinetochore assembly; attachment of mitotic spindle microtubules to kinetochore. Gene Ontology annotation, molecular function: centromeric DNA binding. The transcript has 5 exons. Lineage: Eukaryota; Fungi; Basidiomycota; Agaricomycetes; Russulales; Bondarzewiaceae. Gene Ontology annotation, cellular component: kinetochore. Bases 1 to 1704 code for a protein of 567 amino acids.